Messenger RNA from Hyla sarda, 5535 nucleotides. RefSeq names its product bone morphogenetic protein receptor type 2 (gene BMPR2). Gene Ontology annotation, molecular function: ATP binding; transforming growth factor beta receptor activity. NCBI's taxonomy places the organism in Eukaryota, Metazoa, Chordata, Amphibia, Anura, Hylidae. The record is from RefSeq and is a predicted model, not a curated record. Bases 1091 to 4189 code for a protein of 1032 amino acids. Gene Ontology annotation, biological process: protein phosphorylation; cellular response to growth factor stimulus; BMP signaling pathway. Gene Ontology annotation, cellular component: signaling receptor complex; plasma membrane. The transcript has 13 exons.
GCGGUGUGAGAGGCCUCUUUGUGUCUGGCUGUGACACAGGAGCAGCAGCAGCAGCAGGAGGAGGAGGUCUAUGUGUGAGAGAAAGAGGGGAGGUGAGUCGGUGCCUUCCUCAUCAACACUUCAGUCUCCAGCCCCCCUCCUCCUCCCCCUCCUUCUCAAGCCUCUCACAUUAGCAGAACACCCCUUUAGGUGGCUUCCCCAAGGGAGGAGUGGGGAGCUGCUGCCUAAUUGUAUCAGGGUCCUGAGAUGGCUUAUUCCUUGUAGGAUCCUGUUCUCGCAUACAGCUGGAAAACUGCAAGACACAUCCUACUGCAGCCUGAGCAGGGCCUCAUCUUGGGAGGAUAACUCCAAGCAAGCUGGGAAUAUCUUGGAUUUGGGACACACAGCUGCCUAAACCGAUGAGGUCUGUUUUUUGGCUGGACAAUCAAAUUUAUCAUCUGAGUUGCUGCAAAACCCUCCCAGGACAAGAUCUGUGUAUCACACAAAUGGGAUUUAUGGAUAAAGAAGACAAUCUUUUUACAGGCUAGAAGGAAGAAAACUGAGUAACGUGGAAAAGAGAAGAAAAAGGGGCUCAUAUUUUAUAUAGGAAUAAGAUAAAGCACAACCAAAAAUCCAUAAAGAAACGACUUGCUUGAGAAUUCUGAAAUAUUGACAUCAUUUAUUUAAAACAAUCUUAGAUUAGACUUUAUUCAAGAGAGGACAAUCCAUAAAAAAUAUUACUAUAGAGGCAGAAUGGUAUUUAUUUUUACCCCUACGAGGGGGAAGACAUGGCUGUAGACCCCCAUUGGUGAUUUUCUUAUUUGGAUAUGUCAUUACUAGGACCGUGUAAUAAGUUUAUUAGGAUGCUAUAGAAGAGUGGGGAUCAUACUGGUUUUCUCAGGGAUAAGCCUCCACCAGAAUGAGCAUUCUCCAGCAGGAGAAGAAGAUCUAGUCCACUGAGGAUCCUGCAAUUCCAGGCCCUCUACCCUUAUGGAUUAGCAGAUAGAAGUACCGUUAUUGGAAAAUCGGAUUACACCCAGAAGACUUGGAUACGCUGUAAUAUUUACUGUGUCUCCAUAAUAUCUUCCAUAUCUGUGGAAUAACUCAGGUUAUGGCUCCAAAUCAGAGUCUGGUCCUUCUCCUCCUUGGCUUACACUCUACUCUGCUGCUGGCCACAGCUGCCGCGGCUCAGAAUGAAGAGCGUUUGUGUGCCUACAAAGAUCCUAAUCAUAUGGACCAUGGGGUCAGUGAAAGCCAAAUAUCCCCAGAGAACGGCACAGUGGAAUGUUCUAAGGGCAGUACCUGCUUUGGAUUAUGGGAAAAAACAAGAGAUGGUGAAAUCAAUCUUGUCAAACAAGGUUGCUGGUCAUAUAUAGGUGACCCACAUGAUUGUAACCAUGAAGAAUGUGUGGUCACUACCAACCCACCACUCAUCCAAAAUGGGACUUAUCGUUUUUGUUGCUGUAGUGCAGACAUGUGCAAUGUCAACUUUACAGAGAAUUUCACACCACCAGAUCCUCCAGACACAACACCCAUCACUCGUCCAGGUUGGGAGCAUCGUGAGUUGACAGUCAUCAUUGCUCUCGCUUCUGUAUCAGUCCUGGCUGUACUCAUUGCUGUCUUCUUCUUCACAUACAGAAUAUUUGGAGACGACCGUAAACAAAGUCUUCACAGUAUGAAUAUGAUGGAAGCUGCAACCUCAGAGCCAUCCCUGGACCUGGACAACCUGAAGCUAUUGGAGCUCAUUGGCCGUGGCCGAUAUGGCUCGGUGUACAAAGGAUCAUUGGAUGAGCGUCCAGUGGCAGUAAAAGUCUUCUCUUUCAACAACCGUCAGAACUUCAUCAAUGAAAGGAGUAUUUACCGCACUCCUUUGCUGGAACAUGAUAACAUAGCUCAUUUUAUUGUGGCUGAUGAGAGAGUGACUUCAGAUGGGCGUCUGGAAUACCUUCUAGUAAUGGAGUAUUACGCAAAUGGAUCUCUGUGCAAGUAUUUAAGUGUUCACACUAAUGACUGGCUUGGCUCUUGUCGCCUGGCACACUCGGUUACCAGGGGACUGGCGUAUAUGCACACAGAGUUAUUACGAGGAGAUCACUAUAAACCUGCUAUUUCUCACCGUGAUCUCAACAGCCGCAAUGUUCUGGUGAAAAGUGAUGGCUCCUGUGUUAUCAGUGACUUUGGCUUGUCCAUGCGCCUGACAGGAAACAGGCUGGUGAGGCCUGGAGAUGAAGAUAAUGCAGCCAUCAGUGAGGUUGGCACUAUCCGUUACAUGGCGCCCGAGGUCUUAGAAGGGGCGGUGAACCUGAGAGACUGUGAGUCUGCACUGAAACAAGUGGACAUGUACGCUCUGGGUCUGAUCUAUUGGGAGAUCUUCAUGAGAUGCACUGACCUUUUCCCAGGUGAAUCUGUGCCCGAAUAUCAGAUGGCAUUUCAGGCAGAAGCGGGUAACCACCCUACAUUUGAAGAUAUGCAGGUAUUGGUUUCCAGAGAGAAACAACGGCCCAAGUUUCCAGAGGCAUGGAAGGAGAACAGCCUGGCUGUCAGGUCACUAAAAGAAACCAUUGAUGAUUGUUGGGAUCAAGAUGCAGAGGCCCGUCUGACAGCUCAAUGUGCAGAAGAGAGAAUGGCUGAGCUGAUGAUGAUCUGGGAAAGGAACAAGUCAGUGAGCCCAACCAUCAACCCAACAUCUACGGCAGUUCAGAAUGAACGCAAUCUUUCACAAAGCAGGCGAAUCCCAAAGAUUGGACCGUACCCUGAUUAUUCGUCAUCCUCUUUUAUUGAAGACUCUGUGCACAAUUCUGACAGUAUAUUGAAGAACAUCUCAUCUGAGACCUCCAUGUCCAGCACUCCUCUUACCUCUGGUGAGAAGAACCGGAACUCCAUAAAUUAUGAGCGUCAGCAGGCUCAGGCUCGCCUUCCCAGCCCAGAGACUAGUGUUACCAGUUUGUCAACCAACACUACCACUACCAACACCACCGGACUCACACCAAGUACUGGUAUGACUACAAUUUCUGAGAUUCAGCACUUAGAUGAAACAAUGCAUGGCAUACCGCCCAAUGGGCCUACUCCUGUGUGUCUGCAGCUGACAGAGGAAGAUUUAGAGACAAACAAGCUGGACCCAAAAGAGGUAGAUAAAAAUCUAAAGGAAAGUUCAGAUGAGAACCUUAUGGAACAUUCCCUUAAGCAGUUCAGCGGGUCUGAUCCUCUGAGUAGCACAAGCUCCAACUUAUUUUACCCACUAAUAAAGCUGGCUGUGGAGUCCACAGGACAACAGGACUUUACCCAAUCAGGGAAUGGUCAAGUUUGCUUAGUUCAGGAUGUUCACCCUGCACAACUUUAUCCUCUUCCUAAGCAACAAAACCUUCCUAAGAGACCUACCACCCUCCCACUUAACACGAAAUCCUCUGGUAAAGAGUCGAGGCUCAAGUUUGGCAGCAAACACAAAUCUAACUUGAAGCAUGUUGAAACAGGAGUAGCCAAAAUGAACACAGUGAGUGCUGCAGAACCUCAUGUGGUCACUGUCACUACAUCAACAAUCGGGGGCAGGACAGGCUAUGGGAACACUCAAGGUCCUUUAGCUCCAAAUUCUAACACAGCCUUAGGACCCAGUACAAACUCAAUGGCUCAAAGGGCCCAGGAGAUGCUACAGAGCCAGUUUAGAGGUGAGGACAGCCGCCUGAAUAUCAACUCCAGCCCUGAUGAGAAUGAGCCGUUAUUGAGACGAGAGCAGCAGGUUGGACAGGAUGAGUCUGUGCUGGACCGACUGGUGGAAAGAAGGGAUUGCCCUUCGGAGAGCAGGGUGAACUCAAAUAACAAUAAUAACAGCAGCCAGUGUAUUCUUCAAGACCCAGGGACACAAGCUGUAGCUGUAGAAUCUAGGCAGCGUCACACAAGAAGAGCACAGAGACCAAACUCUCUAGACUUGUCCACCACCAGUAUUACGGAUAACUGCUGCAUGCAGAGUGAGACACUAUCUGACAGUCGGGCUGGCUCAGGGGAGAAGAUUAAGAAGAGAGUGAAGACGCCUUACUCCCUUAAAAGGUGGCGCCCUUCUACAUGGGUCAUCCCCACUGAACGCCAGGACUGUGAGGUCAACAAUAAUGGGGGCAGUGAAUCUUUCAGCCACUCAAAAUCGAGCACAGCUGUAUACCUUAUAGAUGGUGGCACUGCCACUGCUGCCCUUUCUAAGGAUGCCAGAAUGAGCUGCUUGUAAAUAACCAAUCAUCUCUUUUUUUCCCUUGUUCUUUUUUUAUGUUGAAUUUUGAAUGCCUCCAAAUCCAGUUCUUUUUGUAUCAUCAAGUGGAAAGAAGACACGGAAAACCUAUUUCUACCAUCAAAUCUAAAAAGGACUUUACAUAACUCUCAUGGAUCUAGAGAAAACUGCAUGCAGUUGCGGUUCAAGUCCCUCCAAAGCCACAAGGUUCAGCUAUGCAGAUUAAACACACAGAUAAACAUUUUAUGCUUCCAUGGUUUUAUUUUGACCAUUUUUGUUCUGUUAACUUUUGGAACAUUUCUGCAUGUUGUUUGCCCAGAACAUCAUGUUAUAUGUAUGAACAUUAGAUGAAAAAAGCAAGAAAGAGAAAAAACACGAAACAGCACCUGAUAUCUCUAUUGUUAAAAUGACAAAGAAGAUGAUACCUUUGACCACUGUGGUCUCUAAAAUGAAAGCUGUGAGACAGGAUAAACUGCAGCAGUCUUGUGCACGCAAUUUUUAUUUCUAAGCUGUGUCUAGUCUGUAUGUUGAUGUGUUGAGGGUGCAUUCGUUCAAGGAGAAGUAUACAAAGAAAUGCUUAUUUUCUGCCUUUUCUUUUAGUAGCAAAGACUUUGCACUUUUAGGUGAAAGCACUACAAGUCAUAAGUAUAAUGGCUGCCUCCCCAAAAUUUUCCAGUUCCAAAUCCUCUAUGUUCCAUUUACAUACCUAUGAAAGAUUUUAGCCAUUUGUUAUAAAGAGCCACAGGAAUUGGAGAAACAGAGGCACAACAUGAGACAAUGUACGGUAGUUCAUGAAUUUUGGGCUUUUGAGCAACAUGUUUCCUUUCAUCUGGCUUAUUUGCGUAUUGGACAACCAUUCUUAGAUGAAAACACAUAGAGGGAGAGGAAGGAUGCAUAAGGCUUUAAAGCAUAUGUUAAAAAAAAAAAAGAAAUAGAUUAAAAGAUUAUAUAAAUAUAUAUAUAAGUGAUUAUAACAAGAAAAGAGCUUAUAAAAGUGAUAUUUUAGCCUAUCUGUGCAAGAGUGAAACACUUGUUUAACUGAGUGGAUUUCUCGGCUCUGGCUUUUGAUGUACUUGGUUGAAAUGUGCAAUGGUUUAUAUAUUUUUUGCCACGCUUUACUGGAAAAUACACUUCACUAACACUAAAUCACUUUCUGUCAUGUUUGUGAUUUUUUUUCUGUGGAAAUUUUUGUUUCUUGAAUCAUUUCCCACGAGCUGCUCUUUGUAUCUGGAAGCCGCCCGUUGCUGGUUUUGUCCUGUGAAUAUGCUUUACUUUGUACUUUUAAUAUAUACAGAAUAAAUGUAUGCAAAAUGCAGAUUCUAAAACCCAGGUCUAUCCUCAUACCU